This is a messenger RNA of Thermochaetoides thermophila DSM 1495, 618 nucleotides long. RefSeq lists its product as uncharacterized. Lineage: Eukaryota; Fungi; Ascomycota; Sordariomycetes; Sordariales; Chaetomiaceae. The transcript is spliced from 3 exons. Gene Ontology annotation, cellular component: cytoplasm. Gene Ontology annotation, molecular function: translation regulator activity; zinc ion binding; mRNA binding. Bases 1 to 618 code for a protein of 205 amino acids. The record is from RefSeq and is a predicted model, not a curated record. Gene Ontology annotation, biological process: positive regulation of cytoplasmic translation.
AUGUCGGACUGCAGUGAUAACAUUGGCACCGCGGUCAACGGUGUCACCAAUGGUUGGGAUAACGCUGGCGCCAACGGCGCUUCUGGCGGCUGGGACAGCCCUGGUACCAAUGGCGCCGCAGGUGGUCCCAACCCUCACGUGGAUAAGUUUGCUUGCAAGGACUGUAGCCUGGCCACAGGGCGUCCGAUUGUCAGAAGCCCCGCUCAGCUGCUAACCGUCGAGUGCCGUAAUGGUAAUAUGGGCCACUUCUCUCGGGACUGCCCUCAGGGCGGCGGUGAUAACCGUGGCUGCCGCAACUGUGGCCAGGAGGGACACAUGGCUCGCGAGUGCCCUGAGCCUCUCAACAUGGAUCGCGUGCAGUGCCGCAACUGCGACGAGUUUGGUCACAUGAGAAAGGAUUGCCUCCAGCCACGCGAUAGCAAGUCUUUAUUCCUCAGUUAUAUGCCGAUCAUUGCUAACUGCUCCAAGUUACUCGCGUCAAGUGCAACAACUGUGGUGAGAUGGGAAACUACAGCCGCAACUGCCAGGAUGGCGCUGCUCCGGAUGCCAACGGUGGUGACAACGGGCUUUGGCAAUGGCGCUACGGACGCCAAUGCCCUUCUGACUGACGACUGGUGA